Molecule: messenger RNA, 1764 nt
Organism: Aspergillus aculeatus ATCC 16872
Lineage: Eukaryota; Fungi; Ascomycota; Eurotiomycetes; Eurotiales; Aspergillaceae
Exons: 1
Coding region: 1-1764 (587 amino acids)
Source: RefSeq, a predicted model, not a curated record
AUGGCAUUUCCCGCCACCGGGACUCAUUCGAGGGAAGAUGAUGAUCCGGCGGGCACAGCCGACCCUGUCCCCCCUGCCGACGCGCAGCAGCAGCAGCAGCAGCAGCAACUACCGAUACAGCUGAAACAGGGGAUCCACAAUGAUCAAAGAAAGGAUACAGAGGAGAUAAUCGAUACUGAACAACAUUCAUCAAGGCCAGCACCACUACAGUCCCUCGACGACAGUCCUCCGCGGCAGCAGCAACAGCCGCACGACCAACACCGCAAAGAAUCAGAGCAGUCACCGCAGCUACAACAGCCAGUGCUGCCGAUAUAUCCACUUCUCGGCCCCUCCGGGCUGUCUCAGCUUCAGUCUCCGAUUCAGGAAUUUCAUAUGCAGCAGGCCUUGUUGGAGAGGCAGCGCCAGAUGCGUCUAGCUCUCGCGGAGAAACAGCAGCAGGCAUUAAAAGUGCGGCGGCAGGCGCGAAAGCUGUCAGGACGAUCACCGCAGCCACAGCGGCCGGUACAACAUAAGUUCGGUCCAUGUGUGCCUCCACCGGUUCAAGACCCAGCCCUGGAGCAGGUUUUGCAUGAAGAACUGCGCCUAGUAAUGCUAGCCCGACAAGCGGAGCAUCUGCAGCAGAAUCAGCCCCAACAGCCCCAACAGCCCCAACAGCCCCAGUCGCAAUGGCAGCCGAAACAAGGACCGCCCCGACCACGAUCCUUGGAAGAGUUGCAGGCAUUUCAGACCCAGCUCUUGGCACUGGAGCCGGACGAGCGUAGGCGGGCGAUUGAGCGUCGAAUGAUCGAGCGGAAGGCACAACGACAGGAGCAGCAACAGGCAGAACAAGAGAAGCAACAGGCAGAACAACAACAACAGCAGCAGCAGCCGCAGCCGCAGCCGCAGCCGCAGCCGCAGCCGCAGCCGCAAUCGCAUCCGCAAGGACCACCUCAACCACAAUCCUCGAAAGAGCUGCGUGCGUUUCAGACCCAGCUUAUGGCACUGGAGGCGGAGAAUCGUCGGCGGUUGACGGAGCGUCGACUGGCCGAGAGACAGGCACAACAACAGCAAGAUCAACACCAAGAAGAAUCAGAGCAAUCACCGCAGCCACAACAGCCAGUACAACAGAUACAUCCACUGCACGGCCCCUGCGGGAUGUCGCAACUCCAGUCUCAGCUUCAGGACUUUCGGCUGCAGCAGGUCUUGCUGGAGAGGCAGCGCCAGAUGAUUCUAGCUCGAUUAGCGGAGCAGCAGCAGCAGGAGCAAGGACAGCACGGGGCCCCCAAUGUCUCCGGCAGUCCUGCGGUCAAAGAGGACACGAUCGGCGAUAUGCCCCACCCCAAGGUCCCUGUCCAUGUCCUCCAGGAUUACCAACUUGGGCUCACACUGCACCACCGGCGCGUGCAGCUGCAGAGCGCCUACCGGCAGGAGUCUAUGGAGGACAGCUACGCGAAACUGCUUCUGUGGGGUCUCAAACGGUCAUCGCCGCGCACGGAAGACGAGGCGGAGAUAUUGACGGACCUGAAGCGACUGCUGGAAGCCGGGCUGGCGGCGAUUCAUGGCGCCAUGCAGGAGCCGCCGACCGUCGAGCUUACCGACGAAGACCGACAGCUGGAUCUCCAGUUGAUCCAGCUGAAUCGACUGCGGUACGCGGUGAGAGACCAGCACAUCGCUGAGGGCCUGGUCGAGCCUGACGAGGGCAUGAGGAGGACGAUGAACACAAGGUUAAGCUCCAAGGAAGGAUCUGAGGAUCUGAGGUUGCACUUGGACCGUCGGCUCGCCUGA